AUGUCCAUGAGCUUAACAAGUUAUUUUGGUGUCCGACGUGACACUAUUGCAAACCCUGUUAAAAAGGCACAAAUAACCGAUGAAAUUGUUGAAGCAAAGCCGUACCGAAAAGAACCGGAUUUGCAAUCAGCACUUCGCAGCAAAAAGACUACUAGAUCUCGAAAUAAAACAAAUCCGGAUGCAGUUCUUCAUAACACUAGGGGAAAAUCAGCGACCAAGUCUCUCAAAUCUUCUGGUCCGUCGAAAAUGGUUCAAAGUAAACUUUCCGCACACGUAAAAUUUGCCCAUCUUACUCGCAAAGAUGUUCACGAACAAAUAAGAGAGGUUCUUGAAGCUCGCUCCACUGUUAUCGAAUCUCUUAGUUCUUCGUCUACGGAAGAACUCGAUGCGAAAGCGGAAAUUUUUGAAGAUGACAAGCGAACGGAAGUCCUGUCAGAGACUAUUUCUGCCGUUGCUUUGAAGCAAGUGGAGAAAGAUGAUGCUAAAAGCCGUGCUAAUCUUGAGUUUCACUUGUUGACAAAGUCGGAGAGUUGUCCAAAUACUCCUCUCAAAAUGCCUCCUGGCUCAGAUAAAUCGCCAAAGACAAAGGAAUCCGUUAAAUUAGAUGCAUCGGAUGAAACUCGCAAGCAUCCUGAGCUUCGCCUUCCUUAUCAUAUGGAAAGACUUUUCGAGUUAUUCAGAACUUGCGAAACUAUUGUGAGCACCCUUCACAACAGAUCGGAAAUUUGUAGCUUCGAUAAAAUCAAACCAGCUGUUCAAGAAGUUGCAAGAUGUGAUUUUACAGAUAAGACUGUUGCUCAGUUCAUUACGCUCUAUCCGUCGGCAUACAGUUUUCGUUAUGACAAACAAAUCGACAGAAUAACUAAAUUGCAAUUGAGCUCGUAUACCCUUGUGUUUAUUCCAAAUUUGCGUACAGAUGGCACUCAAAUGGGUACUGACUCACCAAUGAAGGGACACUUGACUUUUACCGGAACUCGGCUUAUUCAACGUCGACAAAUCUUCUAUAAUGCUCUCUUAAGUCGGGUGAAGGAUGCACAUAAAAAAUUUCUCAUCUCUCGGUUCAAUCUCUCAGAAGCGGACCUACCAGAUGAUUCAAGCCUUCGUCGCUGGCAUCCAGCGUUUUCCCUUGAUACUGCAGUACCCAAGGUCGAACUCGGAGUUCUUCCCCCGCACCCCUCCGAUGGGUCAGAUGCGAAAAUCACUUCGGCUCGGGACGCUGUGGUUGCGUUCCGUGCUCGUGCUCUCUUCCGGGAGGCCAAGGUUUGUGAAAAGAUUGCAGCCGCCAAGGGAGAGACGCCUGGUACUACUACUAGCCGAAAUAUACCCAGUUUUGGAGACAACCCGGAUUCGGGUGUUAGUUCUCCGGGUAAAAAACCGUCUGGUAGUGCAGAGUUAAAAGGAAUUUCUGCGUCGCUACUAGCCAAGAUUCGUGAGCGCGAAAAGCAAAUGAGCCUUACCCUCCUCCAACAACCAGCUGUCACGCCCUCGGAAAAAGCUGCAUUUGCUGCUCUUCCUGCAACCAUCACACAGAUUUGGAGUGCUCUGCGUGGAGGCAAUGGGCGUCCAGUACCUAUUACUCAGGUCACUUCUCGACUUGUGCAGUCUAGUGGCUCAGGUCUCUCCCCUGAGGAAGCUAAUUCUCGUCUGGAAAGUCUCCUAACUCUUCUUCCUGAUUGGGUUGAAAAAGUGGAGUGGGCAAGGCCACAUCUUCAAUUCAAGGGGAGCAGCAGAAACCGUCCCUUGAAGGAGGUGAUCGAUGAAGCAAAAGCCAAGGCUGCCGCGAAGGGCAUUCAUUAA
Messenger RNA from Rodentolepis nana, 1797 nucleotides. The record is from the annotation of a GenBank genome assembly. NCBI's taxonomy places the organism in Eukaryota, Metazoa, Platyhelminthes, Cestoda, Cyclophyllidea, Hymenolepididae.